GAGGCUGGGAAAAGAAUGGAGCUGUCCCAGCUCCUCAAUGAGAUCAGGGCAAACUAUGAGCAGCUCCUCACCAGAAAUCAGAUAGAGACGGUGCUCCCAGCAAGGAUCCAGCUGGAAGAAGAUAUAAGCAAAAAAAUGGACAAAGAUGAAGAGGCUUUGAAAGCAGCUCAAGCGGAACUCAAGGAAGCCCGACGCCAGUGGCACCACCUGCAAGUGGAAAUUGAGUCUCUCCAUGCCGUGGAAAGGGGCCUUGAAAACUCCCUACAGGCCAGUGAGCAGCAUUACCAGAUGCAGCUACAAGACCUGGAGGCCGUGAUCGAAGGACUAGAAAAAGAGCUACAGGAAGUGAGGCGCGGCAUCGAAAAGCAGCUUCAAGAGCAUGAGAUGCUCCUCAACACAAAGAUGAGGCUAGAACAAGAAAUAGCAACCUACCGCCGCCUCCUAGAAAAGGAAGAGAUCAGAUAUUACGGUUGUAUCCAAGGAGGGAAAAAAGAAAAAAAAACUACAAGUAGAGUUGGUUUUGUUUUACCUUCAGCCAUUAUAAAUGAAAUAUCUUUUUCAACGAAAGUCCCACAAAGGUGUGAGAAUGAAAAGGUGGAAACAGUGACCAAACAGGCAAUACUAAAUGGAAAUAUCGUGAAGGAGAGCACUGAAGCUCAUGGCACUAUUCAGACAGAGAAAGUGGACGAAGUUAUUAAAGAAUGGGAAGGUUCCUUCUUCAAAGAUAACCCUCGACUAAGGAAAAAAUCUGUUUCUCUUCGAUUUGACCUUCAUUUAGCAGCCACUGAUGAAGGGUGUUUACAGACUAAACACGAUAAUCUACCAGAUAUAGAAGUCAGGCUUAUCAUGAGGAGGUCGUGCAGUAUUCCCUCUAUCAAACCUCCAUCAGCAGCUAAUUAAUCCAAAGCCAGUAUUUGACUUGAUUUGAAAAUGACAUUAGGAUGGGCCAAGGUGGGCCAUGCUGACCCCCUUCUGUCCCAAAUGUAAGUUAUUAAGUAUGUAUGUUAUGAUUGAUGUGUGAUUCUCCUCAGGGGGGAAAAAAAUAGCAGGGACAAAACUUCUCUGAAUCUAACUAUGGAUGUAUUUUUUUGGAAAGGGGAAGCUUAAAAUAAAAUCAGAAAUUCAGUAUAGUUUCUAUUUUAUUUAUUCUCCAAAUAAUAGUUUUUGUUCCCUUGAAAUUUUAUCAGAGACUGUAAGCAUUAGCAGCUUAGUUAAGUCUUUGAAAUUUCACUCAAAUGGCUGAAUGCUCUAAGGAAAAGGGAACAGUUUAUCUAAAUGUGAUUGUAGUAUGUUAAGAAUUACACUGAGUUAUUCAUCACUGGUUAUAUCUAAAAGGAUUUUUCUAAUUGAAAAAGAAAACACAAACAAGCUUUUAAAGAGGACUCCCUGUUCACUUAACCAAAAUUUUUCCUUUUGAGACAAUCAUUUGCACACUUAGAAAAAUAAAUUACUUUCCAUGAGCAGUUUUGAGCAAACUAUAAAACAUAGCCCAGUGCUGAUUUGAUUAAAUAAAAUUAAUCUUCAUCUGAAAGUGUUUUGUAGUCAUUAUGUGAUUUCCAGAAGUUACUUUAUUCAAAGAGCUUUAAAAGAUUGUGUCCCCUACCACCAAAAA
Molecule: messenger RNA, 1612 nt
Organism: Miniopterus natalensis
Lineage: Eukaryota; Metazoa; Chordata; Mammalia; Chiroptera; Miniopteridae
Gene: KRT222
Product: keratin 222
Molecular function (GO): structural molecule activity
Source: RefSeq, a predicted model, not a curated record